AUGGGAUCAGUGGAGAAGAAAGGCCCGGAGCGAGUCACGUGUGUGGAGAUCAUCGCUAAAGAGGGUCGGAGUCUGAAGGAGCUCUAUCUCGUGUCCUGCAAGAUCACCGAUCACGCUCUGAUAGCCAUCGGUCAGUACAGCAGCAGCAUUGAGACGGUGGACGCCGGCUGGUGUAAGGAGAUCACGGAUCAGGGAGCCACUCAGAUCGCCAGGAGCAGCAAGUCUCUGCGGUACCUGGGCCUGAUGCGCUGUGACAAGGUGAACGAGGAGACGGUGGAGAGACUGGUGCUGCAGUAUCCACACAUUGUGUUCAGUACAGUGAUGCAGGACUGUAAGCGAACGCUGGAACGAGCCUAUCAGAUGGGCUGGAGCCCCAACACAUCCAUGGCCUCCUAACACACACACACACACACACACACCUGAACAUGACGCCACCGCAGAAUCAUUAUCAGUACUAUGCCGUUUAUUCCACCUUCCAACAUUAUGCAGCAGAAACAUCAAUAUUAUUUGAUUUGAACACAAAUAUGUUCAUGCACACAUGACUCUGACAUGCAGCGCUGCAUUUAUUUGCAUUUGCAACCUAAUGAGUCGCACUAAACCCGUCAGGAGCUUACUCUAAAAAUCCAGAGAUAGAAAUAAGACAUUUUGCAUUUUGAAUGAGGAGAAAAAGUUUGGACCACUGGAUUUUUGCAUCGUGACAUUUCCCUGCAGCUCUCAUUAUCGUGACUUGUUUGUUCGUGAUUUGUUUGUUAUUCUCAUUAUCAUCAGAUGUGAUUUUCAUUAGAUUCUCAUUAUUGAAACACACUCAUUUUACUACAGUACAAGGGAAGUGUAACGGGGCUGACGAGACGUGAGACGUGUGGAUCCA
This is a messenger RNA of Sinocyclocheilus anshuiensis, 868 nucleotides long. RefSeq names its product F-box/LRR-repeat protein 17-like. The coding region runs from base 1 to 396 and encodes 131 amino acids. NCBI's taxonomy places the organism in Eukaryota, Metazoa, Chordata, Actinopteri, Cypriniformes, Cyprinidae. The record is from RefSeq and is a predicted model, not a curated record. The transcript is spliced from 4 exons.